Molecule: messenger RNA, 1468 nt
Organism: Syzygium oleosum
Lineage: Eukaryota; Viridiplantae; Streptophyta; Magnoliopsida; Myrtales; Myrtaceae
Product: GDSL esterase/lipase At5g33370-like
Exons: 5
Coding region: 104-1213 (369 amino acids)
Molecular function (GO): hydrolase activity, acting on ester bonds
Source: RefSeq, a predicted model, not a curated record
UUUCAUAUAUAUGCGUUGCAUGGAGCUAGUCUCGCUCUAGAGAAAGAUUUACAUGCUCUAAGGUUUAAGAGAGUAUAUACUGUAGUGCUUGGGUUAUUCCCCAAUGGAGGGCACAUUUUUCUCUUGGAUCUCUUGCUCGAUGAUUCUGAGUCUAGCAGUGCUGAUUGGCAUUGCGACUCCAGGAGUCGACGCGGCGCGCGCUUUCUUUGUUUUCGGGGACUCGCUGGUCGACAGUGGCAACAACAAUUACCUCGCCACCAUUGCCAGGGCUGACGCACCGCCUUACGGCAUCGACUAUCCGACUCAUCGGCCCACCGGCCGCUUCUCCAAUGGGUUAAACAUUCCCGACAUUAUCAGUGAGUCGAUUGGCUCGGAACCCACGUUGCCAUAUUUGGAUCCUGAGCUCAAUGGAGAAAGGUUGCUCAUCGGCGCCAACUUUGCUUCCGCCGGAAUUGGAAUUUUGAAUGAUACUGGAAUUCAGUUCUUUAACAUCAUCCGAAUCUCCCAGCAACUGCAAUUCUUCCAACAGUACCAGGAAAGGGUUGCCUCACUCAUCGGAGAAGACCAAGCGCAGCGGCUCGUGAGCGACGCUCUCGUGCUGAUUACCCUCGGCGGCAACGACUUUGUCAACAACUAUUACUUGGUGCCUUUCUCCGCCCGGUCCCGCCAGUUCUCCCUCCCUGACUACGUUGUCUAUCUCAUCUCCGAGUACCGCAAGAUCUUGGCCAGGUUGUACGAACUAGGAGCACGGAGGGUCAUUGUGACCGGCACCGGGCCGCUGGGCUGCGUCCCAGCCGAGCUGGCUCAGAGAAGCAGGAACGGCGAGUGUGCGGAGGAGCUGCAGCGGGCGGCCCACUUGUUCAACCCCCAGCUCAUCCAAAUUAUCAACGAUCUCAACAGAGAGAUCGGCUCCGACGUGUUCGUCGCCGCCAACGCGCUAGAGAUGAGCGUCAACUUCAUCACCGACCCUCAAGCAUAUGGUUUCGAGACAUCGAAGGUGGCGUGCUGCGGGCAAGGGCCCUACAACGGAUUGGGGCUGUGCACGGUGGCCUCCAACCUGUGCCCCAACCGGGACGUCUACGCGUUCUGGGACCCGUUCCAUCCGUCGGAGAGGGCCAACAGGAUCAUCGUCCAGCAGAUCCUGACCGCCGACACCAGAUACAUGUACCCGAUGAACCUCAGCACCAUCAUGGCCUUGGACUCCAGGACUUAAAGUCUCGUCAUGCCUAAGUUUUUUCAUCUUUCGCCUAUGUGUUCUUCUUCGAUUUCCAAAUGAAGACAUUGUGUUCGUCCGUCGUAUCUUUGCUUGCCGGAUUCUUGGCUCUCUUUGUUCAGGAGGGGGUUUAGCAAAGUGAGUUCUCCUCUCUGGUGCGGUGGUGUAAUGUGGUUGGAGUAUAUUACAUGUUGUGCUUGAUGGUGAAACAGAGAUUUAUUCUAUUUGGUAAUAAUCUCAAUUUGUUAUCUUCUA